AUGUUCAGAAACGCUCUGCGGCAGUCUGGCCGCGCCGUCGCGGCUGCCUCUGCCACCGGCCGCAUUGCUACGGCCCGCGCCGCCGUUCCCGGCCCCCUCGCUGGUGCUUCCAAGCAGGUCCGUUCCUACGCUGCUGAGGCUAAGGCUUCCCCCACCGAGGUCUCUUCCAUCCUCGAGCAGAGAAUCCGUGGUGUUCAGGAGGAGUCUGGUCUCGCUGAGACUGGCCGUGUCCUCUCCGUCGGUGACGGUAUCGCCCGUGUCCAUGGCAUGACCAACGUCCAGGCUGAGGAGCUGGUCGAGUUCGCCUCUGGUGUCAAGGGUAUGUGCAUGAACCUCGAAGCCGGCCAGGUCGGUGUCGUGCUUUUCGGUUCCGACCGUCUCGUCAAGGAGGGUGAGACCGUCAAGCGUACCGGAGAGAUUGUCGAUGUCCCCGUCGGCCCUGAGCUUCUCGGCCGUGUCGUCGACGCUCUGGGUAACCCCAUUGACGGCAAGGGCCCCAUCAACGCCAAGGCCAAGAGCCGUGCUCAGCUCAAGGCUCCUGGUAUCCUUCCCCGUCGCUCCGUCAACCAGCCCGUGCAGACUGGUAUGAAGUGUGUCGACUCCAUGGUCCCCAUCGGCCGUGGUCAGCGUGAGUUGAUUAUCGGUGACCGUCAGACCGGUAAGACCGCUGUCGCUCUGGACGCCAUGCUGAACCAGAAGCGUUGGAACAACUCCUCCGACGAGUCCAAGAAGCUCUACUGUAUCUACGUUGCCGUCGGUCAGAAGCGUUCCACCGUCGCUCAGCUCGUCAAGACCCUUGAGGAGAACGACGCCAUGAAGUACUCCAUCAUCGUCGCUGCCACCGCCUCCGAGGCUGCUCCUCUGCAGUACCUCGCUCCCUUCACUGGCUGUGCCAUGGGUGAGUGGUUCCGUGACAACGGUCGUCACGCCGUCAUCGUCUACGACGAUCUGUCCAAGCAGGCUGUCGCCUACCGUCAGAUGUCUCUGCUGCUCCGUCGUCCCCCCGGACGUGAGGCCUACCCCGGUGACGUCUUCUACCUCCACUCCCGUCUUCUGGAGCGUGCCGCCAAGAUGAACGAAAAGCACGGUGGUGGUUCCCUCACUGCCCUCCCCGUCAUUGAGACCCAGGGUGGUGAUGUGUCUGCCUACAUUCCCACCAACGUCAUUUCCAUUACCGACGGCCAGAUCUUCCUGGAGUCCGAACUCUUCUACAAGGGUAUCCGUCCCGCCAUUAACGUCGGUCUGUCCGUGUCUCGUGUCGGUUCCGCUGCCCAGGUCAAGGCCAUGAAGCAGGUCGCUGGUUCCCUGAAGCUCUUCUUGGCCCAGUACCGUGAGGUCGCUGCCUUCGCCCAGUUCGGUUCCGAUCUGGAUGCCGCCACCAAGCAGACCCUCAACCGUGGUGAGCGUCUGACUGAGCUCCUGAAGCAGAAGCAGUACUCCCCCAUGGCCGUUUCCGACAUGGUUCCCCUGAUCUUCGCUGGUGUCAACGGUUACCUUGACUCCAUCCCCGUCGCCAAGAUCCUCCAGUGGGAGUCUGACUUCCUUGCCCACCUCAAGUCCAACCACCCCGAGAUCCAGGAGACCAUUGAGAAGGAGGGCCAGGUCAGCAAGGACCUCGAGGCCCAGCUCAAGGAGGUCAUUGGUGCCUUCAACAAGUCUUUCAACGCAUAG
Messenger RNA from Aspergillus terreus NIH2624, 1671 nucleotides. Its product is annotated as F1F0 ATP synthase subunit alpha. Gene Ontology annotation, molecular function: ATP binding; ADP binding; proton-transporting ATP synthase activity, rotational mechanism. The record is from RefSeq and is a predicted model, not a curated record. The transcript has 5 exons. NCBI's taxonomy places the organism in Eukaryota, Fungi, Ascomycota, Eurotiomycetes, Eurotiales, Aspergillaceae. Gene Ontology annotation, biological process: proton transmembrane transport; proton motive force-driven ATP synthesis. Bases 1 to 1671 code for a protein of 556 amino acids.